This is a messenger RNA of Micropterus dolomieu (smallmouth bass), 1788 nucleotides long. RefSeq names its product katanin p80 subunit B-like 1 (gene katnbl1). Gene Ontology annotation, molecular function: microtubule binding. NCBI's taxonomy places the organism in Eukaryota, Metazoa, Chordata, Actinopteri, Centrarchiformes, Centrarchidae. The transcript has 11 exons. The record is from RefSeq and is a predicted model, not a curated record. Bases 360 to 1238 code for a protein of 292 amino acids. Gene Ontology annotation, cellular component: nucleolus.
GGAUGGCGCAAUGACACACCAGGAUUUAAAUUUGUUUCGUCCAGCAGUCGUCGCUAAAACUCCAGGUUUUCUUUGCCAAAUCAAUCCCACAAUCCCCGCACACCGGCGGUGUAUUCAUUUGAAUGGAACAACUGUGAAACGCUAGCUAACCUGCAGGAGUAGCUCUUCUUGAGUUUAACCAGUUUUUCACGUUUGGGAUUUACACAACUGUGGAGACCUGAUGACACUUCACAAAAUGAAUCGUGUUCCUUAUUGUGGCAGCUGGUAAGCAUGUCCGGCAACGGGAAGUCUUUAACGUCAACCAGAAUAAAUCCAAUGGCUUUCUGCGUUCCUGCCUGCAUCUUUCUGUUGAAAAGAACAUGAAGCAGGUGGAUAUUAUAAAUAAGGAAGAAUUAGAUAAAGAAAGAUUUCAAGUCCAUUACGGAGUACACAGCCCAGGCAAAGGGAAGCGAUUGUCAUCUGUCAAGAGGAAGGGUUAUCCAGCGGUGGAGGUGGGCUUAAAGCUGCACCGCAAAACAUCAGAUGUAGACCGUGACCGUGUCCGCGGCAUGGCCAACAAAGAAAAUGAGCUGACGUGCUCCGAUGAUGUGCGGGGCAUGCACUACAAUGACAACUGCGGGCUCCCUGUGAACUCUGCGGAGGCCUCCAAGAUGGCAGGGGCCAGCUCCAAGUACGGUGACUUUACUGAGCUGUCAAAGGACCAUGAAGCUAUGACUCGCGUACUCUUUGGAAGGAAUCUGCGACUAAAAGUAGCCCAAACACUAUGGCGAAGAAACGCCAGUGAAUUAGUGGCCUACCUAAUAAGAAUUCAAGACACAGGGGUGCUGCUUGACUGCUUACCUGUCUUAACAAACAACCUUCAAACUGAAGCACCAUGUUUGUCACUUGGCUGCUGUGUUGACCUCAUGCCCCAAGUGAGAGUGAUUCUUGCCAGUAAAUAUGAAGAACACAUAACGGUGGGUUUACACUGGGUUCAAUCCGUCAUCAGGAAGUGGUGGCCAGAACUUUCUAAGAAUGAGAAAAGACUGCGGGACAGUCAUUCAGAAGACAGGAAUAUUGAAGUCAUGAAGCAGCGGCUGAAGGACUUGUGGAAGGAAGGAGCACGGUUGUGUUUGGUUCCAGGAUCUACGGGAGAAGUGGCAAAGAAUCCAACCACGAAAGAGCCAAUGUACUGUAUUAGUUGCCAUCGAGGCUUAUCUAUCACAGCUGCCCUGACAGUUGUCAAUGUAGCACUCUGAGGAUGUGACCACUACUGCCGGAUCACGGCUACGUGAUAAUUAUGCCAGAGGAAUGGACUGGUUCAUUCUGCCACUUAAACUCAAACCUCUUACUGGGACUGAACUUGACAAUUCAGACAACUCCCUCAGUUAGAGCUGGAGACUCUUUAAGGAGGGCUGAGAGAGCCUUUCUGCAAAAAAAAAAAAAAAAAAAAAACAGCAAAUGACUGCUUCACAUUGAAGUGGACUGUCUUGUGAAGGGGCAUGUUUAGUGGACCUCCAUGAGACUGGGUGUACUGUCGCUCUAUGAAGUGCCAAGCUCUUUGUCUCUUACUACACCAUUCUUUGCCAUUGAAUGCAAAUGCACUUGUGGAUGUAAUGAAUGCUCCGCUGUUUUGAUGUUUUGCGUCUGGGUUCUCCGGAAUCAGGAACUUGAAUCUGCAACAGUCUUAAGUUAUUAGAGCUUUUCUUGUUUUCAUUUUGCCUCUUCAUAUGACAUUUGACUGUAUAAUGUAAUAUGUAAAAACAAGUGAUUCUUUUAAUCUUUUAAAUAAAUUUGAAGAAAAUCAAA